AUGUUGUUCCACUGGCUUCGAAGCGUGUGCCUGCUAGCACUCAUCCCCUUCGCUCACACUGCCGCAAUCGCACAACCGGUUAAGCGAGCUAUUGCCCCAGGCAAUGAUCCCUUCUACCAGCCUCCAGCCGGCUUCGAAGCUCAAGCACCGGGAACAAUCCUGAAGACUCGCACAGUCAUCUCUUCCUUCCUAGGCCUGGUCCCAACAGGCGUUCAGACCUACCAGCUCCUCUACCGCACCACAUCCAUCAACGGCACCGCAUACGCCGCAGUUACCACCGUAUUCAAGCCUCUGGGAGCAAAGAAGGACCGCUUCGUCUCUUUCCACACUGCAUACGACUCCAGCGCCACCAUCUGCAACCCAAGCUACAACUACCAGCUCGGCGUCGCCCAGGAAGACCUUAUCUCCUCCAUUGAACUCCUCCUGCUCGAAGGUUUCCUCCUCUCCGGCUUAAUCGUCUCUUCCCCCGACUACGAAGGUUCCGAUGCCGCAUUCGGCGCAGGCCGCCUGGCUGGCGUGGCCACUCUCGACAGCAUGCGUGCCGUAACAGCUUUCAAGGAUCUCGGCUUCACCACUACAACUCCUUCCAUCGUCGGCUACGGCUACUCGGGAGGCUCCAUCGCCACCGGCUGGGGCGCUCAGUUCCAAUCGUCCUACGCUCCCGAGCUGAACAUCAAGGGUUGGGCCCUCGGCGGCACAGUCGCGAACCUCACCGGCACAGCCCUUUACAUUGACAACACGGCUUUCAGCGGGUUCCUCCCAACUGCAAUCGACGGUCUUAGUAAGCCGAACGCAUAUGCGGCAUCGCUACAGCCGGUGAUAGACUCCAUCGUUACACCGUAUGGCCAGUCGAAGCUCGACUUCGCCAAUGAGAACUGUGCACCCGCGGACCUGCUCAGUUUCCCCGAGAUGUCGGUGCUGAGCACAGACUUCCAGACGCUUGGGGAUCAGCUCUACUACGAGCCCACCAUUGCAUCGAUUCUGUCACAGCAGACGAUGGGAACGGCAAAGGACGAAACGCCGGUAGUGCCGCUCUAUGUUUUCCAUGCCUCGGAAGAUGAGAUUAUUUCCUACGCUAAUGCUACGACUUUGGUUGACACCUGGUGCAGCAAUGGUGCUGCCGUGGAUUUUGUCACUUAUGCAAACGGUGGUCAUCUCACCACUGAGAUUCUGGGUUUCGUUGGGGCUUACCAGUUUGUGCAGAGUGCGUUUGAUGGGAAGGUGGCGACGAGUGGGUGCACGAGAUCGACGAGUUUGGAUGAGAAUCUGAACCCUAUUGCGUUGGGUGUCAGCUUGGAGCCGAUUUUGGUGAGGUUGAUUGAUGCGCUGGCGGCGCUUGGCAGGGGUGACAGCAACUUGAGGAGCGACAUUGGGACUUUGAAGCAGACUGUGCCGACUUAG
This is a messenger RNA of Fulvia fulva, 1401 nucleotides long. Its product is annotated as Lipase 6. Gene Ontology annotation, molecular function: triacylglycerol lipase activity. NCBI's taxonomy places the organism in Eukaryota, Fungi, Ascomycota, Dothideomycetes, Mycosphaerellales, Mycosphaerellaceae. The record is from RefSeq and is a predicted model, not a curated record. The transcript has a single exon. Gene Ontology annotation, biological process: lipid catabolic process. Bases 1 to 1401 code for a protein of 466 amino acids.